Misgurnus anguillicaudatus (oriental weatherfish) is the source of this 3442-nucleotide messenger RNA. RefSeq names its product v-crk avian sarcoma virus CT10 oncogene homolog (gene crk). The record is from RefSeq and is a predicted model, not a curated record. Lineage: Eukaryota; Metazoa; Chordata; Actinopteri; Cypriniformes; Cobitidae. Gene Ontology annotation, biological process: enzyme-linked receptor protein signaling pathway; cell migration. Gene Ontology annotation, molecular function: receptor tyrosine kinase binding; signaling adaptor activity. Gene Ontology annotation, cellular component: cytoplasm.
AAAAUUGUUUCCCUUGUCCGCCAUUUGAAAUAUUUGAACUUCCUUGUGAUAACUUCCAAUGUACGUUUUGGUUUACACCGAACAAUUAUCAGAGGAUCUGGGCGAAUAGUCGUCGUUUUCGCGUCUAAUGUCCGUCGAGACCCCAGCGGCAGCGCUUUUCUGGCCCGAUUGAAGCGAUAAAGGUAGAAAACUGUGCGAAUGGUGCGCGUAUUCGAAACGUGUUCAACAACGGAACGCGGUAAAGUUUUUGCAUGAGUUGAACGCUGCUUGCGGAUAAGGAGAGGCGAAGGGAAGGCCUGUGAAGCCUCGGCUGUUUUCUUGUGCUAGUCAUGGCCGGAAAUUUUGAUUCGGAGGACCGAGGAAGCUGGUAUUGGGGGAGAUUAAGCCGGCAGGAGGCGGUUUCGCUGCUCCAAGGGCAGAGGCACGGGGUGUUCCUGGUGCGGGACUCGAUCACUAUUCCCGGGGACUACGUGCUGUCUGUUUCCGAGAACUCCAAAGUCUCUCAUUACAUAAUAAACAGCAUCAGCAGCAAUCGGCAGUCUGGACCGGGAAUCGCUCCUCCUCGGUUCCGUAUCGGAGAUCAGGAAUUUGAUGCCUUACCUGCCCUUUUGGAAUUCUAUAAGAUCCACUACCUGGAUACCACCACUCUAAUUGAGCCCAUCAGUAAAGCCAAGCACUCUUCCUUCAUCAGUGUCAACGCGGGAACAGGAGGAGCACCCCAGAGGCUGGAAGAGGAAUACGUGCGUGCGCUGUUCGACUUCCCGGGGAACGACGACGAGGACCUUCCGUUUAGAAAGGGCGAUGUUCUUCGUGUGCUGGAGAAGCCGGAGGAGCAGUGGUGGAACGCUCAAAAUUCAGAAGGUCGCAUCGGGAUGAUCCCUGUGCCCUAUGUGGAAAAGUAUCGGCCAGCCUCGCCAACAUCAGGGGGUCCUGGGGGAUCUGGCGGAGGACCUGGUGCUCAUGGCAACUCAGACGGCCACAGUUCUCAGUCGCCCCCUCUGCUUGGUGAGCCAGGCCAGUAUGCCCAGCCCACGUCUUUACCCAAUCUACAGAAUGGUCCGGUAUUCGCCCGGGCCAUUCAGAAGAGAGUUCCCAAUGCUUAUGACAAGACUGCUCUUGCUUUAGAGGUUGGCGACAUGGUAAAGGUGACCAAGAUCAACGUAAACGGGCAGUGGGAGGGUGAGUGCAAGGGAAAGCAUGGCCAUUUUCCCUUUACCCACGUCCGCCUGCUGGACCAGCACAAUCCAGAGGAUGAAUUGAGCUGAAAGAACAGACUGUCUUCCCUAGCAGCCCUUAGAUGUACACACAUGCGCGCACACACACACUCCAGCUCCUCACAUCCUCACAGCUCCUUUUCCUGUCAUUACCUUGUGCCAUUGUGUCAGUCAUGCCACCAUACGCGGUAUCUGCGACGAUUCCCUUGUUAGGUUUUAUGCAAUAAUCGAAGAUUAUUAUUAUUAUUAUAACACUAAAUUCACACACGCAACGCCAUAUGCUAUGGAGAGAGGGGGGGGGAUUUCAGUGUGUGGCUACUAAAAAAAAACAAAAUGAAAAGAUGCCUGCUUGGACUUAAACAUGAGCAGUUUGGUGUCUUAAAGGACUGUUCUUUGCUUAUCUGAAUGCGGUAGCACACACGACUAGUGUUUAGUACACAACAGCUUUCACAGGAAUUAAUAAGGCCUCUUCCACACUACAGAUCAUCUAGCACAUAUUCAGCGUCUAAGAAAGUAAUUGCGAAAUUGUUAGCCAUUGGCUUGUUAGUCACUACUCGCUCUUCAUUGGUCAGAUGGGCUGACUGGGGUGGUACACUCUGAAAAAGAGCCUGGAAAAAAAUGUACAAGAUGGAGCAGCCCAAGCCCUCACUGUAUUUCAUUUUAUUUAUGCACAACAGUUGUAAUGUAUACAUGACGGGCCACCGGUCACUUGGACACACGGUCCCUCGUUCAGCAUUAUUCACUACCGCUAAUAACUAUCAAUUUUACUACAUUAUUAUCAGGAAACGCUAAUUGCUCAUUUUACCAUUAUUGCUGUAUUUGUAAGUAUUACACUAAAUGCAGAUUUGUCGAAUGUGUAACUCUAAUUCUAGUAUCAGCUUCACAAAAAUGUCAACGGAAGACUAAGUUUCUGUUUUUUAAAUAAAAAGCCAACAUCAAUACUUUUCCACUCAAUUUUGCUAGUUUGUUUCUGCCAAAACAUCCCUCGCUACGGUUGAAAAUACAGUAAGCCUUCUUGCGCCCCAAACACUAUUAUAAUAUUAGAUAGGGAUAUUUCAAGAUCAGCCCAGUUAUAUUUACAACACUACAAUUUUAGGAAGUGUCACAUUACUGUGCAAAGCCUAACCUGAUGCUUCAAAUGUAUCCUCAGAAGGGAUUUUGCACAGGCGGAGCCUUUAUUUACAAUUGGUUUAAUGUAUCUGUAAUCGGGUUAUUGAUUUUUGUUUUUAAACGUAAAUCUACGUAUUAUUAUUAUAUUCUCUCUUAAUACAGAAGUAUAGUGUAUAUACCUGUAAUACCCAAAUAAACUGAAGAUAAUUUCUCAGACAGCAGACGACCUGUAGGCCAGAUCCGCGCCAAAGUCAGCAGCUCCAGUGGUGCAGAUCCGGCCCGGAGUCGUCUGCCGUCUGCGUUCCUAAUUCGCUGCCUGCCUUAAUUGCAGAUUGUUUAAUCAGCAAUGUGUUUAGUCAAAUUAAUGAAAUAAUAAAAAGGGGGAAAGGGUACAUUUUCUAUAACCUUGCAGGAUGCAAGUACUUCCGUUACCAUAUUAGUUAGGGAAUAACUUGAAUGUCUGUGGAGAAAUGUAUAAAUUAUAACACUAAUAGACAGGCAACCAGAACAACACUAUGAAAUGUUGAUGUUUUUACCCUUUGUUGUUACUUUUAAGUUGACUAACUUUGUUCAGUAACAAUGACAAUCACCUGGAAAUCCUUCUCACUUCUGUCGUCACAUCUAAAUGUUAGAAAGCUAUGUUGUCUAUAUGUGUAGGUUAGCAAAUUGUUGUCAUGAUGUGACAGCAAGUCAGCCAUGUUAUACAAUAUUCACUAAAGUCAUAACAAUUAUGAAGGACUUUGAUGUUCAUUAUGUGUCUUAAUAACUGUUUCAAUCAGAAAUGAAAUAUAUCUCUAAUAUCAGUCACAAAGCAACACUCACGUUUGUUCAUACCUUGCUUAUUUCUUUGUCUUGUGAGAAUGAAAACAUUGCUUUUAUCGAUGACUGGGUUGACUGAAUAACCCCCAAGUUAUGUCUGUACAUUUUAUCGUACCCAAAGUAUUAUGUUUAGAACGUAAAUAUCAACACAGUAAUUUUGUGGAAUUAAUCUUUGUGUUUAUCCUUUAUGUGCAUCCAAGUCUGUCAGAACAGUGUUUAAGCCACACAAAAACACCCACAUUUUUUGUUACGGUUUUAUUCCUGUACAUGAAAUAAAGUUGACCCCUAUAGUAAUGCUA